This is a messenger RNA of Coffea arabica (coffee), 684 nucleotides long. Lineage: Eukaryota; Viridiplantae; Streptophyta; Magnoliopsida; Gentianales; Rubiaceae. The record is from RefSeq and is a predicted model, not a curated record.
AUGGCAAUGUUUUGUGGUGCAGAAGGGAACAAGUUCAUCUUCACAAAUGACAACAAACUUGUAUUCCCAUGGUUCCCUAAAUCACUAUCAUUGGUAUUAUUUGCUGAAUUUUUCGAGAAUAGCUCAAGGAAAUUAUCCACUCCAAGGCGUAGAUUUCAGUAUAACAGUCUCAAGCAUGAAGUUUUGAAGCAAUACAUCCCCGUCAUCGAUCAAACUGCUCGCGAACAUAUUGAAAAAGAAUGGGCUCCAAAUCAAGAGGUCAAAGUACUGCCUCCGAUGAAAAAGUACACAUUCAGUUUGGCAUGUUUUAUAUUCAUGAAUAUUGCAGAAGCAGAGAAAAUUAAGAAGUUGGCUGAUCCUUUCGAUAUUGUCAGCAAGGGACUUCGUCUAUCAUUGCCGAUUAAUUUGCCUGGCUUUGCUUUCAAGGGCGCAAUCAAAGCUGCAAAAGUGGUGCGUGAACAGCUGGUGAAGAUCAUGCGGGAGAGAAAGGAGGAGCUAAUGAAGAAUAAAGGAAAAGAAGUCCAACCAGACAGUUUGACACAAAUGCUUCUUUAUACAGACGAAGAUGGCCAAUUUAUGAGUGAAAUAGAGAUCGGAAUCAACAUAAUGGGUUUGUUGUUGGCCAAGUAUGAAUCAACCAGCAAUCAUGGUUCGCCAUAUCUGGAACGGAGGGGAUCGGUAUGA